Debaryomyces fabryi is the source of this 1014-nucleotide messenger RNA. RefSeq lists its product as uncharacterized. The coding region runs from base 1 to 1014 and encodes 337 amino acids. Lineage: Eukaryota; Fungi; Ascomycota; Pichiomycetes; Serinales; Debaryomycetaceae. The record is from RefSeq and is a predicted model, not a curated record. Gene Ontology annotation, molecular function: zinc ion binding; oxidoreductase activity, acting on single donors with incorporation of molecular oxygen; ferrous iron binding. The transcript has a single exon.
AUGUCUAGUAAGAGUGUCAGUUCAGUCAGCAAUGAGAUCAAUAAUGCAGCUAGCGAAGCAGCGCAUGCGGCAAUGCAAAAGAACCCACAUCCGUUUCCAACUUAUUUUGUAAGUCACGGAGGACCUACAUUUAUGUACGAAGAAGAUGCUUUCGGGAAUAAGGGUGCAUGGAGCCUUAUCAAGAAGCUUGGAACACAGAUCAAGAAACAGUGGAAACCAGAUUAUAUUAUUGUUGUAUCGGCGCAUUGGCAGUCGAGUGGUCGUAAGCUGGUAGAGGUUAGCAUUCCAAAGAAAGGGAAGGAGAAUCCGCUUAUAUACGAUUUUUAUGGGUUCCCAGAUCAUAUGUACAAGGAAGAGUUCCAUACGAACAACAAUUUAGGUGUUGCACAAAAAAUCAAAGAAGAGCUUGAAAAGGGAGGCUUCCACAGUGAUCUUACCGAACGUGGAAUUGACCAUGGGGUUUGGGUGCCAUUGAAGGUUGCAUUCCUGGACUAUAACACAUUGUCAAAGGAACAGCCAGCGGUAAAGGGUUUGGACUUGCCUGAGACAUCUCUAAUUCAAGUUUCUUUAACCGGAGAUGAGAAAGACUUUGACACACAUCACAAAUUGGGUAAGGUAUUGUCAAAGUUCAGAGAGAAUUUAAUUUGGGAUGAAAGUCAACAGAGGUAUCUCAAAGGAAUGGUUAUCUGCUCGGGGAUGUCUGUCCACAACUUGAAAGAUCUCUCUUCAUUUAGAAUACCGGGAAAGGUAAUGCCAUACGCUAAGCUGUUUAAUGAGUUAUUAACCAAAUCGAUUACCAACACGGACAAUGCCUUUGAGAAUUUGAAAGACUUGCAGACUAGCCACUCUAAAUUAUUAUUCCUGGCGCACCCUACAUUAGAGCAUUUUGUGCCUAUUGUGGUUGCUACCGGAAUUGUUGAUGGGAAAGAAGAACCAAUCAAGGAGUUAUACAAUGAUAAUGUCGCUAGUUUAGGAUGGGGCAUUUACCAAUUUGGUAAUAACUAUUCUGCUUAA